GAUUAUACGACCAACAUGCAAUCCUUACUACGUUUUCGAUUGAGCCCGACACGGUCGGUGCUCCCACACCCAGCCCGAUGGAACUGCGCAUCCCGUCCGAUUUUACGACCGACUGCUGUUCCCUCUCGAUAUGCGACAACCACCGCAUCUGCAACCUCAAUCUCCAAUAAGCUCGAUUUAUUGGCCUUGGAUAAGAAGUGGCAGGAAAGAUGGCAAACAGAUUCCUUGAAGAAGCCCUCCAAGACAUCGGCGGACGGAGACGCAAAACCCAAAUCAUACAUCCUAUCUAUGUUCCCCUACCCUUCCGGGACGUUGCACAUGGGGCACCUGCGCGUGUACACUAUUUCCGAUGUGUUGGCUAGGUUUUACCGGAUGCGCGGACAUGAGGUCCUUCAUCCAAUGGGUUGGGAUGCGUUUGGCUUGCCGGCGGAGAAUGCGGCGAUUGAACGGGGGAUAGACCCCGCGGAAUGGACCG
Molecule: messenger RNA, 475 nt
Organism: Aspergillus welwitschiae
Lineage: Eukaryota; Fungi; Ascomycota; Eurotiomycetes; Eurotiales; Aspergillaceae
Exons: 1
Biological process (GO): leucyl-tRNA aminoacylation; mitochondrial translation
Cellular component (GO): mitochondrion
Molecular function (GO): leucine-tRNA ligase activity; ATP binding
Source: RefSeq, a predicted model, not a curated record